Molecule: messenger RNA, 162 nt
Organism: Entrophospora sp. SA101
Lineage: Eukaryota; Fungi; Glomeromycota; Glomeromycetes; Entrophosporales; Entrophosporaceae
Source: the annotation of a GenBank genome assembly
AUGAAGUACUAUGGCGGUGACGAUAAUGGUGAUAUUGAUAAUAUCGAUAUUGACACUAAAGGUGUCUCAAUUACUAAUAAUUAUAAAAUUGAUGGAAAUUUUGGAUUGUUAUUUAGAAAAGGCUAUAGAGGUGAUCGCCAUUCAGGAGGUAUAAAAUUAUGA